AUGGAAUCUAAAUAUAAAACAAUUACGUGUUUUUUUUUUUUAACUAUAAUUCCGGCACUAUUUUUUAAAGUGCAUGUGGCUACAUGCAAAGAUUUACAUGAACAUGCAAAAGUCAUAUUAAAAUACCCGCUAUACUCAGGUUUAGAGGAGGAGUCAUUUCAAAUAAUAGAAGGAAAACCAUUAAGUGAUUAUUUGAUAAUAGGUGAAACAAAGUUAAAAAGUUUAUUUGGAUUAGAAGUUGAAGAUGGAUUAAAGGUUAGAGUGAAUGAAAUAGAAUUGGAGAAAUCAGAAUUCAGUCAUUCAAUUUCGGAAUUCAAGGUUGCAGAGAAUGAAGACAUAUUAAUAGAGUUUAUUUUGAAAGAUGAGUUUAAUUCACAGAAUAAGAGUAAAACGGAAACUCAGAUUGAUAUGUUUGGAAAACAAGAGGAUUAUAAUUUGAAAACACAAGAAGGAAUACUAAUUUUAGGCUUUUCUUCAAUAGAUGAUGAAGUGUUUAUUAAUCCAUCAAAGGUUCCAAAGACAGUUUCUGUAAGAGAAAAGUUUCCAAUGACAUUUGGAGAGUUAAAGAAAGUAAUAGAAAAUUUUGCAAAUCCUCUGGAAUUUUCAAUAGAGUCAGUUAAAACGUUAAGAAACCCAAAUAAAGAGUUAAAAAUACAGAUGAAUAGCAAAGAACAGAAUAAAAUGUCAGAUUUAGAGAAUGGUGAUUUGAUAAAAAUAAAGAUAAGAGAUUUAAGCUUAAGUAAUGAGGAAAAUGAAGAUACAGAGAUUAAUAAUGAGUCAUAUAGUUUUAAGGAAGAUAAUUUUCAAGGGUUUGAAUCAGGAAGUCAGGGGGAUUUCCCAGUAAUGAUCGUAUUCUCGAACAUAAAAGAAGUUCCAAGCAAAUUAAUCAAUUUGAAUGAGGACUCAAAAGUAGGAGAUUUACUUGAAAGAUUAUAUAAAAUAACAUUUCCAGGUACAGAAAAUGCAUUAAUUUCAAAGGGAGAUAGAAUUGCGAUUCAAAAUGAGGAGGGGAGAGAGGUUGAUCAAACUGAGGAAGUAGAGUUAAAAGAUUUCGUUCCUGAAGGGGUAAAUAUUUCAAAAAAUAGACCUUUUGUAAUUUAUGUAACAGUCUUUGGAGGCCAGGAGGAAGACAGCAAAGUCGAUUAUAGCGAAUUAAGUAUGAGACAGGAUUUGAGCAAGAUUUUUGAGAAAAAGGAUGAGAAGGAUAUUGAAGAUUUAGUAUUUAAUAGCAACAAUCAAGUAAAAACUAUUGAUUCUGAUUUUGAGGCAAUACCAGAUAGAAGAAAAGAUCUUGAUUCCCCAAUUGUAAAAUUUCUAAACCAGGUAGGGAAAAUAGAAUACGAAAUAAAAGGGGAUCCUUCUUUAACUACAAUAGCAUCAUUAUAUUCUCAAGCCCAGCUAGUUUGGAAUUCUAGGGGAAACAAAGAAAAGAACUGCUUAUUAGUUUAUGAAGGUAAUAAUAAAGAAGAUAGUAUAAUUUUGGAUCCAAAUGAUCAUGAAACAAUAAGUACAUCAAAAAUAUAUUACCAAGGGAUGAAUUUAACAAUGAAAGAACCUAAAAAAGUAAAAGUUGAGAUUCUGGUUUACUUGACCAUAAGCAAAGAAUCUGAAGAUCAGAUUGAUGACAAAAUUCUGUUUACUAGGAAUCUAGAGAUCCCAGAGAUCAUUUCAGUUUUCGAUUUUCUAAAGAUGGUUUAUUUGAAUUACAGUAAUGAGCUAUCCAAAUACCUGAUAAUUGGAGUCCAAAAAAAUAUAGAAAACGAAAAGUUAAUUGAGUACUUACCAGUUCCAAAGACUCCAUCUUCAAUCACAUAUUUAACAUUUCACUCUGAAAGAAAUGAUGUAGGUGUAUUUAUAGAGGUUUUACCAACAAAAAGUGUUGAGAUAAUGUUAAUGAUUCCUUCAAAUUCGAUAGGCGAGGAAAUAUCAGAAAAAAGCGAGGAGGAUUCAGAUUUGAAUGAUGAGUCUUUGUUUGAAUACAGGCUAAAGAUACUUUCGAACACAACAGUAAAAGAGUUGAUUGAAAGUUUGAUAGAAAGGAAGAUUCUGGAUAAAUCUAUUCCAGCUAAAACAGUUCAUAUAAAAGACAAAGAAUCAGAUACUUACUUGAAUAAUGAGUACAUUAUUGGCCAUCAUUCUACUGGAAAAAAAGUUGGAAAGAAAAAAAGAAUUAGCAAGAUGAUUUUUGUAGUUGAGAUCAUUGAAAAGUUUAAUCUGAAUGUGAUGUUUUAUAAUUACAAAGGAGAAGAGUUCCCAAUAGAGCCUUUUCAACUUAUGGUAAAAAGUAAUCAAAGUAUUAAAAAGUUAAAAGAAGAUAUAGUUUCUAAUGGAGUAAAACAGGGUAUUUCACUAGAUGUAAACCAGAUGGGAAUAGGGUCAGGGUUUGACAUUGGGAAAGAGUUCAAAAAAGUAGUAUAUACAAUAUUAAAGGAAACUGAUAAAGUAGAAAAUAGCGGUUUACUUCCAAAUGACGAAUUAAGGGUCUAUCUACUUAAAGAAAGUCAAGAAGGAACUGAAAAGAAAAAAAAUACAGACUUUGGUAUUGACAAUCAAAUAAAGUUUGAAAAUAUGAGCAUUAAUCAAGGAUCAGGACCUAAGUUGGAGAUUCCUUUAAGUAUAGAAAAUUGUCCAUUAAAUACAAUGUUGGAGAGAAGGUGGUUCAUAGUUCCAAUGACUUUAGGACUUCCAAUUGGUGAGCUAAAGGAAUUGAUCGACAACAUAGCGAUGUUGGGGGGAAUGGACUUUGAUUUGUUUGGUGAAACUGAAAAGGGUAAACUUGAAUUAAAUCAGGAAUCUGAAAGUUGUUUGAGUUUGGGAGUUACUGAAUUAGGGCAUUUGACGGCCAUUUGUAAUGGAAAAAAGAUUCAUAGGGCUAAUAGAAAAGUAGAACUGGACAAAUCUGUAUCUCAGGCAAUUCUCGAUGAUAUAUGUGAAGAUGAUGAAAAUUCUGAUAAAUGCAAUAAACCAACAGGAGAGGUUUUGGAUAAACUUUCAAAUUACAAAAAAGAUCAAGUAGAUGCUUUUUUUGAAGAAGAUUCAACGGAAGAGUUGAGUGAGAAAGAGAUCAAGGAGAGAGAAGAGAAAAAUAGAGAAUCUAUGGAAUUAUUAAAAAGAAUUGAGAAGAAAAUCAAUCAAUUGGAGGAGGAAGAACUUAAAUUAAAAAAAAAUAAAAAGAUGAUGGAUAAGCUAAUUAAAAAGGAAACAUUGAAUUCUUCAAAAAACAAUCUAAAUGAAAAAGAAUUGGUAAAGUUACUGAGAGAUUUUCUAACAGUUUAUGUUUCUAAAGGGACCGCCGGACUUAAUAGAUUCUGUAGAAGACAAGGGUCUGAUAGGAUUGAACAGCUUGUAAUGUAUACUUCCACAAUUGAGGGGAGAAAAAUGUCAAGAAAGCUAGCAAAGAAGAUUGCGGAAAGAGAAAGGAGAAAAAACAAAGCAAGGAAAAAUAAAAGAAAAGCCUUCAGUGGCAAGAACAUGAUGUUGAAUCUCGAAUACUCUAUAAUGCCCAAAAUUGCUCAAUACUCUGAGUACGAAGAAGAAUCAUCUUCUUCAUACACAAGCGAAAACAGCGAUUUAAGUCGCUCAGAAGAGCAAAGCAUUCCUCAAGUUAAAGGCAGCACAAAAUUAAAAAAGAAAUUAACGAAAAACAGAGAUUUGGAGAAAAGGUCUUUGAAUGGGGAUUUAGACCCUGUUACAAAAAUCCAAAAGAGAAGUAAAAAAAAGAAUAGAAUUAUAAGAGCUUUAAAAAAAAUACCAGUCAUAUCUCCAACUGUCUCAUUUCUCUACUCUCGUCUCUCAACUAGAGGUAAGAAGAGGAGGAAGGCAAAAAAGUAUAUCAAAGAAAUACGUGAAUUGGAGAUCCAGUUCAGAAAAAAAGCAUACGAACAUUUUCAAAAUAUAAAUCAUUCUCAAAAAAGAAAUGAAAAUCAAGAAGAAGAUUACAUGAUAUAUUUAAUGAGCUAUUAG
Cryptosporidium ubiquitum is the source of this 3963-nucleotide messenger RNA. RefSeq lists its product as uncharacterized. Bases 1 to 3963 code for a protein of 1320 amino acids. The transcript has a single exon. The record is from RefSeq and is a predicted model, not a curated record. Lineage: Eukaryota; Apicomplexa; Conoidasida; Eucoccidiorida; Cryptosporidiidae.